This is a messenger RNA of Coregonus sp. 'balchen', 17009 nucleotides long. The record is from the annotation of a GenBank genome assembly. NCBI's taxonomy places the organism in Eukaryota, Metazoa, Chordata, Actinopteri, Salmoniformes, Salmonidae.
AUGGCACUCCUCUCCACCUCUCUCUCUGCCUCCGUCCCCUUCCUCCUUUUCCUCCUCCUCCCCCUUCCUUCGCCCUGCGCCCUGGAGUCUCUACGAGGAGGAGGAGAGGAAGGGAACCGCUCCAUCUCCACCAUGUCCUAUCCCUCCAUGUCUCCGGAGUUCUGGAGCAACAGCAGCACGGGACUGGGCAGCAGUUCAAAGUGCUCGCAGCCGGUGGUGUGCAAGCCGGGCACCCUGCUGCCCGUGUGGAAGCCCCUGGGCCCCGGGCUGGGCGACCAGGUGGCCAGGGCCGUGGUCUACUUCACCUGCCUUAUGUACAUGUUCCUGGGAGUGUCCAUCAUCGCAGACCGCUUCAUGGCCUCUAUCGAGGUUAUCACCUCACAGGUUGGUACUGUAUGAUAGAUUGACCAAUAUGAUAUACUGUGUUUAUGUAGAGUUGUUAAAACAUUGUACUAGGGGAUCUCAUCUCAUUCAGCACAUAAUGAAAAUGACAGACAUAGAAUGAACAUAUUAUAUAUUUACAGAGAUAGCUCUCCUACUCUUAGACCCAGUGGUUGGCUCUCCUCUCUCACCUCUCCCAAGACUACAUUAACUGUCACUCAAACACGGUGAACAUCGAAACAAGUAGAACACUCUAUGAUAAAGUAAUUGCAAAACUCGCCUCUGCAGGGGUGAUAGACAUAACAGUUUCUUUCUCCAGAAAUGCUGCCUUGCUUUUCGGUGUUACCACAAACAGCUCAAAUUAAGGUGUUAUUUCUAUGUUUGGGUUUUCACAUUUCUUGGAGUGACUGACUUUGGGCCCAUAUGGAAUUCCAGUAUUUACAGUAUGUUCAUUGAUAUACAUCCUGAUAUGCAAACGUAGUUUACUGAAUUAUUGGUUCUGAUUUAAAACUCAGACUGACAUUGUUAUGAAUUGGAUUUCUCUGCUGACAAGAGAUAGUGUUGACUCAACAAACUGAAAUAGAUUCUAGCCUUCGAUUGGAACCGGUUCAGGGAACAGAACAGAAAACUGGAAAAUAACGUCAUUUUUCAAGGAACAGAAACAGAACCGGGAACUAAAGUGAUCGAUACUGUUCCGGAACAGAACCAUUAUUUUAAAAUCAUGGGAACCGGUUAAUAGCAUUUUCCGGCCAUGUUUUUCUAGUCCCACAAAAAACGCAACAAAGCGCCUAUGCAAAGCCCUCUGUCACUGACUCCUUCCAGUGUCUGCCUGCAAGCUGAAGAUCUUUGCCAGUGUGUGUAGGCUACCGGCCCCUCCCUAUCUGAAGCAUAGGCUACCAUAGCCUACUGACGUUACGAGCGUGAUUCAGAAGAUAGGGAGAGAGCGCGUGGGUGAUGGAGAGAAACUAAAUGGUGCAGUUUGAGGCCAUGUGGCGGUGAGUGAUGUGGGCCCUGGAGAUGGUGUGAGCAUGUGGGUCUGGGCAGGUGUGAUGUAGUUGAUGUUUUUGUGAUGUCGUUUGUAUGUGUAUAUUUUGUAUUUAUUUUUUAUUUUUAUAUAAAAUCUUACAAAAAAAAGAAGAGAGGAAGAGGGAUGUUUUAUUAGAGAAGAAUGGAUUUUCAAUGCUAGUUAAAAAAGGAACAGAAAUUAACAAUAUAAACAGGUACUUUUUAAAGUGCGAACCGGUCGGAACAGUAGAACGGGACGAAGACAAAAGUGGUUCUGUUCAGAACGAAACGAUUGGAAAAUAAUAUGAGACUUAGUGUAUUGAAUUAUUGUUUCCAUCUGAUUUAAAACUUUAGAUAAUUGGUCCAGACUCUUUGACAUUGUUAUGAAUUGGAUUUCUCUGCUGACAAUAGAUAGUCUUCUCAACAGACUGAAAUAGAUUCUAGCCUUGGAAUCGAUUCAAUAAUCAAUUAACCGGGCUGUUAAUGAUUUUUUCAUAAGUUAUUCAUCCAUUUCAGUUCAUUGUUGGGCCAUCGAAUACCAUUGUGAAUGUACUAGUUAUCUGUUUGUAAUAUUGUCCUCUUUAUAGCCAACCAUGUGUUCAACAUCUUUGUUCAUAAUAGCAUAGAUUUCUCCCUUUUUCAAUUUUCUCUCUGACCGAGCAAAUUGCACACAACUGUUUUCAUAAGUUCAUAAUGCAAGCAUCUACUAGGAGAGUAAUUACCAGAAGUGCAUCCAUUAUGAAGGAUUCAGACCACCCCAGUGGCCUAAUUGGAGUGGAUUGUAGUGGAUUGUAUUGUAACAGGGGGGGGGGGGCUUUUCCAUUGCAUGUCCUGAGGUUAUGCAAGCGUAAGCACACUAGAAGACUGUCUGGAUCGUAUGCUGGCGGCAAGGAGCACAGGCCUGGCUCUCCACGAGGGGGGAGAUGGGGAUGGAGGGAUGGGGUAGCCCUUUCCUGCAGUUAAAUGAGCUAGUGGCCUCAUGGGUGGAAUGUUAUUAAUAUUUAUCAUAAUUUCAUAAUUAAUCAACAUUAUUAUUAUUUUUUAUGCCGAAAAUCUUGUGUUUCUAUGUCAAAGGGUUUUGUUAUAUUUCAGUCUUCUGUAAUGGAUAUAAAGUGUAAUAUUGGGAUGCAAUAUCUGAUAUGGUACAGGUGUCUUCUUUUUCUUUAAGCCCAUAACCAUGUGUGUGAGGUGUAUACUUUUGUUUCAAUGGAGAUCUGUUUAAGACUACCAAGAAUCACUCUGUGUGACCCUGAUUUAGCCCACUUCAGUAAAAUGAACCAACCCUACAUCUCAAGAUCACUGUAAAUGUAAAGGAACCUGCAAGUCAGCAUUUCGUAGGACGGUGUAUACCAUGUGUAUCCCGUACAUACGACUAAUAAAACUUGAAACUUGAGUCUCCAUAGCCCGCCAUCCAUCACUCCUCCAUUCACUAGAUUAGAAUAACAGAUUGUCCCCCUUUCCUUCUGCCAGGGAGUUAGGGACGCAUCCUCCCUGAUGGUAGGAUACUGUCAAUAUCAUUCGCGUGUGUCUGUGUGUGUGCAUGCAUAUGCAUGUGUGUGUGCGUGUGUGGAUGUAACCAUUCAUGUGUGUGUGUGUGUGACCCCUCUCUGUCUGUCCUGUAGGAGAAGGAGGUGACCAUCACCAUGCCAAGCGGUGAGACGUCUGUGGCCACUGUACGUAUCUGGAACGAGACUGUGUCCAACCUGACUCUGAUGGCUCUAGGCUCCUCCGCACCAGAGAUCCUGCUGUCUGUCAUAGAGGUGGGUGUCACGCCAUAAAGACUCCCCCGACCACAACUCAUAAGUGGGUGUCACAUCAUAAACACUCCCCCCAGCAACAACAUAUCAGUGUAGCAGUGUAUACUAGCUAGUAGUAGUGGAAUGAAGCUGAAAAUGACUUUAAAGGUAUUGUCAAGUCUUACUAAUAUAACAUUUACAUACAACUUGUACAUGGCCUUUUUGAUUUAUACUGCACUAAAGGUUCUCUAAAGGUCUUUCUCUCCUCUGUCUCCCGGUGUUAGGUGUGUGGGCAUGGGUUUGAGGCGGGUGAGCUGGGCCCUGGCACCAUCGUGGGCAGCGCUGCCUUCAACAUGUUUGUGAUCAUCGCCAUCUGUGUGUGGGUCAUCCCUGAAGGAGAGACCAGGAAGAUCAAACACCUGCGUGUGUUCUUCAUCACAGCCUUCUGGAGUAUCUUCGCCUAUAUCUGGCUCUUCCUCAUCCUCUCUGUCAUCUCACCCGGAGUAGUGGAGGUACACUUUUGUGUGUGUGUGAGUGUGUGUGUGUGUAUAUAUGUGUGUGUGUGUGUGUGUGUGUAAAUGUUAGCAAAUGUGUAUAAAUACUGUAUGUGUGCGUAACCAAACAAUCAACACCCUUCCAGUUUGGAUGUAUGUCUUGUAAUGGUACCCUCUCUUUGUGUGUGUGUGUGUGUGUGUGUGUGUGUGUGUGUGUGUUCAGGUGUGGGAGGCCCUGGUCACCCUGCUCUACUUCCCAGUGUGUGUGAUCCUGGCCUGGAUCGCCGACCGCCGCCUGCUCUUCUACAAGUACAUGGCCAAGCGUUACCGUGCCGACAAGCACGGCAUCGUCGUGGAGACGGAGGGGGACACAACCCCGAAAGGCUUUGAGAUGAUUAUGGACGGAAAGUUCCCUCCUAGGGGAGGGGCGGUGGGAAUGUUGCCCAAUGAGAACUGCCAGGAUGGUGCCAACAAUGCAGCGGGCGCCGUGGCCUACCUGCCCAACUCCAACAGCACCAUGGUGACUGUAGAAAAUACCAAGGAGCAUGGACGAGAGCCGCAAGGAGGUGAGAGAGAGAGAGAGAGAGAGAGAGAGAGAGAGAGAGGAGAGAGAGAGAGAGGAGAGAGAGAAGAGAAGAGAGGUAAAUCAAGAAAGGAAAAAGAAAUAAAAAAGAAAAUUUUUCCCUUCUCCUCUCCCUAGCUUCCCUUCCGCUCCCCUCUCCUUCGCUCUUCUCCUCUCCCCUCUCUUUUUUCCCCUCUCCCCCUCUCGCCCUCUCUCUUCUCUCUUCUCCUCUCCGCCCUCCUUCUUUUCUUCUUCCUUCCCCCCCCUGCUCCCUCCCCUCUCUUUACGUCCUUUCCCCUUCCGGUUUUACCCCCCAUUCCCCCCGUUCCCCUUCCCCUUUUCCCAAAACCCCCUUUCCUUUUUUCGCCUUACCCUCCGUUUUUCCCUUUUUGCCUUUUCUUUACAUCCCGGCCCCCCCCCCCUUUUCCCCCCCCCUCCCUUCCCCUCCCCCCCCCCCCUUUCCCCCCCCCCCCUCCCAAACCCUUUUCCCCCCUCUCCCCCCCCCCCACCACCCCAAAAACAAACGCACUUUUUCCCCUGGCAGGGGGAGGUUGUUUUUGGGUGUGGGUGGGGCCCGGCUGGCCCCUUUUUUCCCCGGCCUCUGCCCCGGGAGCCCAAAGCUUUAAACAGAAUUUUCCGGCAAGGGGUGGAAAAACUGGGAGAAAACACAAUUAAAAAAAUCCCCUCCUCACAGCAGAAGAGGGUUCUAACCCGGCAUAGGUAGCGCAUAGGGACCCGGCCCGGCAACGUGGGUCCCCCAAGAAAUAGGGGGCCCAAAAAACCCCCCAAAAAAAACCCCCGCCGUUUUUCCCCCUUGGAAAGCGGGUCUGCGAGUACGAUGGACCCUGGGCCCGAGUGGCAGCCGCCUGGCGUUCGAGAGCACCCACAUGCCAGUGCCAUGGAGAAACUGUGGGCAUACUGAGCUGGCUGUUGGUGUGUCAAGGGGGGCAUGGGGGAGAGCACCUUCUAUGUGGACUACCGGACCGAAGACGGCUCGGCCAACGCCGGGUCCGACUACGAGUACAGCGAGGGAACGCUGGUGUUUAAACCCGGAGAGACCCGCAAGGAGAUCAAGGUGAGGGGUCAGUGGAAGGGGAGGAAAGGGAACAGUAACAUACAGUUCCAAUCAAUUUUAGCAAGAAGCGUUGCACAACUGUGCUGCCUAGCAGAUCCCCAGCUAGGUCGUUAGACCUGCUUGUCGUGGGCAGAUCAGGACGUCACAUAAUAGAAGGAGCAGAAACAGCAGUAGAAACCGAUUACCCUCUGAAUUAGCGCCUGCCAGAGUCCUCUCUGUCCCUGAUCAACUGUCUCAUAUUGUCUUAGAGGAGCCAGUAGAGCUGGAGAGUCUUCCAGAAGCUAGAGCACAUUAAAGUCUGCCUCAUCGUCCUGAAUGACAGUGAAUAUGACUUCAUCUGAGUGGGAGAGGGGAGAGACGGUGAAAAAAGGAGGAAGUGGGCUUUGAAGUAUUUUGUCCUUGGAGAUGUUGUUUCCCUCUUUGAACUCGUCAUAGUUUUUGUGUCAUUUCAUGUUCACACUUAGACAGAGGACAAAGAGAAUGUGUAUUUCUGGAUAGCAGGAGGGGUGUUGAGGAAAGGGAGAAAACAAGGAAUGUGAAGAGAGAUAGAGAGAGAAAGAGAGAGAGUUAGGAAACAACUCAAUUGUGUUAUUUCAUAACAGUAGCUAGUCAACCAUUAGUCAUGAAUGACUGACUACAACAAUCAAUCCCUUAGUUUCUCAUGUCAAUGACCAUCAGUGUGGUUGAUUUGAUGCGUGUCUCUCAAGCGUUUAUGAUCUAUAACAGCUCUCACUUUCUAUCUUCAUCACUAUAUCACCCCUCCUCCACCCCUCCUUCCUCCAUCCUCCACCUUUCCCAGGUCGGCAUCAUCGAUGAUGACAUCUUCGAGGAGGACGAGCACUUUUUCGUGCGGCUGCUCAACUUGCGCAUCGGUGACCCCGAGGGGAUGUUCGAGAGUGAUGAGCCAGGUGCGGGACCCAAGGGCCGCCUGGUGGAGCCACUGGUCACCAUGGUGACCAUCCUGGAUGACGACCAUGCUGGCAUCUUCACAUUCCGUGAUCGGCUGGUGCGCAUCAGUGAGAGCGUUGGCACCGUGGAGUUCACAGUGGUGCGGAACUCGGGGCGCCCGCGGGAAAAGGGGACCCGCCCCAUCACAAAGGAGGCGGCACGCGAAAGGGGGGGGGUGGACUACGAGGAAACCCCGGGGAAACUGGGUUCCCAACGACCAAAAACGUGAGUAUGAUGAACGGACGGAGAACGACAGAAAACUAUAAAACAGACAACCCCAACCCCACUUCUACAAAAAUCUACCCACUUCUACACAUCACCCCACACUCCACACAUCUACCCUCUUCUACACACACCCUACUUCUACACAUCAAACCCUACACUAAAAUCUACCCUAACUUCUACACACUACCCACACUACCAUUCCCCAAACUACACUCUCCCUCUUCUACACAUCUACCCACUUCUACACUCACCCUAACUCCCUACCCACUUUUACACAUCUACCCCCCAUUCUACACAUCUACCCUACAUCUACACAUCUAACCCUACAUCACCAUCUACCCUACUUCUACACAUCUACCCUACAUCUAACAUCACCCUACAAAACUACACAUCGACCCUACUUUCUACACAUCUACCCUACUUCUACACAUCUACCCUACAUCUACACACAUCUACCCUACUUCUACACAUCUACCCUACUUCUUACACAUCUACCCUACUUCUACCACACUCUACCCUACUUCUACACAUCUACCCUACAUCUACACAUCUAACCAUCUACUCUACCCUCUUCUACACAUCUACCCUACUUCUACACAUCUACCCUACAUCUACACAUCUACCCUACAUCUACACAUCUACCCUACAUCUACACAUCUACCCUACUUCUACACAUCUACCCUACUUCUACACAUCUACCCUACAUCUACACAUCUACCCUACAUCUACACAUCUACCCUACAUCUACACAUCUACCCUACUUCUACACAUCUACCUACUUCUACACAUCUACCCUACUUCUACACAUCUACCCUACUUCUACACAUCUACUCUAUUUGUUUAUUGAUUGCUUCCAUUUCAUCCACUCUCCUUUUUCAUCUAUCUUUCUCUUUUCCCAUUCCCCUCUCCUCCCCUCCAUCUUUUCCUACUCCUUCAUUCCCUCUCCCUUCCCCUCCCUCUCCCCUACUCCUUCAUUCCCUCUCCCUUCCCCUCCCUCUCCCCUACUCCUUCAUUUCCUCUCCCUCCCUCUCCCCUACUCCUUCAUUCCCUCUCCCUCCCUGUCCCUUCCCCUCCCUCUCCCCAGACACUGUUCUCCAUUAUUCAUCAAGGCCAACCUGGAGUGAGUUUUAGCUCAUCAAUGGCUUAUGUGUUUGUGCUCAACUCCUAACCAAUACUACAAUUCACACUGCUAUGUGUUGCUGGCUUAAAGUAGGCUACACCAUACUAUAUUGUCACGCUAUCUGUAUUCAUGUCUCAGUCUUAUCUCUUUCUGGUUCUCUUUCUCUCUCGCCACAAAUCUGCACAGUAAUAGUAAUUUGAACAUCUUGUUUAUUUCUCAUUCAUCUCUAAUUUCACUCUCAUCUCGCUGUAUCUAUCUUUCCCUUCUUCCUCUUUCUCUAUUGUGCCUUUCUCUCUUUUCUUUCUCUCACUCUUCUCUUUCUCUCUCCUUUCACACUCUCUCUCUCUCUCUCUCUAUCUCUCAAUUCAAUUCAAGGGACUUUAUUGGCAUGGGAAACAUUUGUUUACAUUACCAAAGCAAGUGAAAUGGAUAAACAAAUAUGAAAUGAACAAUAAAAAGUGUAAAAUAAAUAUUACACUCACACAAGUUCCAAAAUAAUAGAGACAUUUCAAAUGUCAUUAUGUCUAUAUACAGUGUUGUAACGAUGUGCAAAUGGGAAAAUAAAUAAAUAUAUAUAUAUGGGUUGUAUUUACAAUGGUGUUUGUUCUUCACUGGUUGCCCUUUUCUUGUGGCAACAGGUCACAAAUCUUGCUGCUGUGAUUGCACACUGUGGUAUUUCACCCAAUAGAUAUGGGAGUUUAUCAAAAUUGGAUUUUAUCUGUGUAAUCUGAGGGAAAUAUGUGUCUCUAAUAUGGUCAUACAUUUGGCAGGAGGUUAGGAAGUGCAGAUAAGUUUCCACCUAAUUUUGUGGGCAGUGUGCACAUAGCCUGUCUUUUCUUGAGAGUCAGGUCUGCCUACGGCAACCUUUCUCAAAAGCAAGGCUAUGCUCACUGAGUCUGUACAAAGUUUCCUUCAUUUUGGGUCUGUCACAGUGGUCAUGUAUUCUACCACUGUGUACUCUCUGUUUAGUGCCAAAUAGCAUUCUAAUUUGCUCUGUUUUUUUGUUAAUUCUUUCCAAUGUGUCAAGUAAUUAUCUUUUUGUUUUCUCAUUAUUUGGUUGGGUCUAAUUGUGUUGCUGUCCUGGGGCUCUGUGGGGUCUGUUUGUGUUUGUCUCUCUCUCUUCCUGUAUCUACAGAUGUAGGAUCUUAAUUUGAUCACCCUGUUGCAGGAGAACCUUCCUGCAAUGCAGUAAAUUAAAAACGUGUAGUGUAUUUGAGGUUUAACAAGGCUUCUGAAGUUUGUAAUUUUCACUUAGAAAUUUCAGACUAGAUUCUUCUUCAAAAAAUAUUUAUCAACCCCUACAAAAAUGUCCAUUAAUUAUAACUACCAUAUUAAUACACAUUUCCUGUUGCUGCAGGAUUGUUUUCCUGCUGUAGCAAACUGGCUCAAAUUAAGAUCCAAUAUCUGUAUCUCUCUCUUCUCCCUCUUUCUUUGUUUCUUUGUUUCUCUCACUUGUUUAUGUUUGCUCUGCCAACAGUGAGACUGUUGCUGUGGUGACAUUUCCAGGGACAAUGUCCUGGGAGACAUUAUCAGGACUAAUGUGCAUAAUACCAAAGUGAAACACGUCUUCCAACUCCCCCUCCUCUCCUCCUCCCCUUCACCCCCGCCUAUUUCCUCUUUUCAUCAGCCACUCCGCAUCAGUCUGUGUAAAAGCUGACCGCUAGCCCUGCACUAUUCUGUAGGGGGAUGAAGAGGACCCUAUGGGUUAGAGCACCAAGAGAGGCUGAGGCUACGGUUGUACAGUAGUGGGUACAGUAAAGGACCUACAGUAGGUUGAAUCACAGGAUGGACAGAGCUAGGAUGGGGGAUGGAGCAGUGGUUGAGGAUUGGGUCACAUUAAUAGGGUAUGAUAUACAGCAGGGGUGACGCCCCUCUGUGUUGCAGACCCCUUGGCGUCCCCUCACUGGCUGGUAUGCAUGUCUGCAUCUGAAUUAUUCAGCCGUGGAGUGAUGAAAUAUUGACGCGAGCCCUCUGAAGUGAUUUAAGUGCAAGCUGUGCCUGUUAAUAUGUCUGGGGCGGCACCGGGGAGGAAGCCAUCGUUUGUCUGGCUUUGUGCGGCUCCCCUCCCUGCCUGUUGCUCGAUGGCUGUACCUGACGUAUGGUUAUCUCAUCGAUAACUGGGAGUGACCCGUGGUGGAAAGAAAGCCUUGAGGAUAAGAGUGUGUGUGUGUGUGUGUGCUCUCUCUCUCUGUAAAGUAAAACAAAAUCCCUGACUAACCCCUGGGACUACAUCCUUCCACUGAUCCCUUUAACUGUUGAAUAAAGUUAAAGAAGACAGUCUAAUCCAUUUGUUGAUUAUUGACCUGUGGUACUGACCUGUGUGUGUGUGUGUGUGUGUGUGUGUGUGCAGUCAGACCCUGCAGGUGAGGAUCAUUGACGAUGAGGAGUAUGAGAAAAAGGAGAACUUCUUCAUCGUACUAGAGGAACCACGCUGGCUGAAGAGGGGAAUCUCAGGUGUGUGUACUUGUAGUGUGUGUGUGCAUUUGCGUGUUUGUGUGUGUGCAUGCAUGUGUGUGUAUGUGUCCUUUUCUCCUUUCCAGUUUCCCAAUAUCAGCUGAACCUCAGUGAACCAAGCCAGCCAGGUUGACCUAGCCCUCUCUCUCCAGUAAUACAACAGGUGUGAUAAUAGCUGAUACAACCUUUCUCUCUUUCUCUUUCUCGCUCUCUCUCUCUCUCGCUUUCUGCCACUGUUUGAGAGAGAGAGAGAGAGAGAGAGAGAGAGAGAGAGAGAGAGAGAGAGAGAAUCAGCUGUUAUCACACUUGUUGUCAGUGGUUGGGAUUGGGUUGGUGCUGACUGGAGAACUGUACCUCUAAUGAGUUGUGGCACCUCAUAGAAUACUGCAGGGUUCUUCAAUUCUGGUCCAGGGGGGCCGAAACACCUCUGUUUUUCAUCCUCUCCUUCUAAUCAGGGGCUAAUUCAGACCUGGGACACCAGGUGAGUGCAAUUAACUACCAGGUAGAAAUAAAAAACAGAAGUGUUUCGGCCCUCCAGGACCGGAAUUGAAGAACCCUGGAAUACUGGCUCUAAAAUAUAAACCCAGGUACGGUACAAUUAAAGUUUAAUUCCACUUCAGGCACUGACUGAGUUGGGCCUUAUAGCUAGUACCAGGCAGGCACUACAGGUAGCUUUGUUUGGUAAAGAAUGGAUUUUCAAUUCUGCUGGUGAAAUGAAGAUACAAGUAGAGAACUUUCAGAGUCACAGAGCCAAGCAGAGCGUGCUGAUGUCCAAUUGUGUGUGAGGCUAAGAAAAUAGAGAGGAAAUAGGCCUAGUGUUUCGUUCGUGUGUGUUUCGUUCGUGUGUGUUUGUUCGUGUGUGUGUGUUCAUUCGUGAGAGAGAGAGCGAGAGAGAGAGAGCGAGAGAAGGUUUCAAGAAAACAAUAUGUUUUUACUGAACUGAGGCACUUAGAGGAGAGUUCACAAUGACAUGGCCAGGGAAUGGUGUGAUAACAUGUCAUACUGCACUUUGACUUGUCUGGAGUUUGGACUGCUGUACUGACUGUUCUGCUCAUCCUUCUUUCUUCUAGCCCUUCUGCUCAACCAAGGUAAGACCAUCAACAACUUGCCUCACAUAACCAGCCUAGAAACAGCAGACAUAGAACAUUUUAUUAUCCCUAAAGGCCCAAGGGGGGAAUUGGUUUUGGAUUAGAAUCAUCCAUAAAAACAACAACAAACAUUUCACAUGAGUUGGUACACUAUAUAACAACAUACAUUUAAGGGUCUAUGAAGAACCAUAAAUGGGAUGGCUCUUUGAAGAACCAUACAAAAAUCCAAAACCAGAAAUGUUUUGGCCCUCCAGAACCGGAAUUGAAAAGCCCUGCUGUAGAGUUUUAAGCCUUAUUUGCAUAUUUCCCAGAGUGCCUUUCAAGUGAAUGUUAAAGUUACCAGUACCACCCAUGACUGUGUUUGCUAGUGACAGAGACAUGGUUGUUGAAUUCUUUCAUUUUCAGUCCUGUGGCCUUCACCAAGUGAGAUCCUAAGUGAAUACGUUGUCAUUCAAAUUAAAUUAUUUAAGACAAGACAAUCAAUCAAAUUUAUUUAUUUCUAAAGCCUUCUUCUGAGGUCCUAGUUUAACCCAAAUCCUGCCUGAUGUCACAUUAUGCUGGCUUGCAAAGUGAUGUGUAAUUCCAAUUGGAAUCCAGCCAGAGUGGGGAUAUCCAACAUUUUGAAUUUUAUUCACCCACGACCUGCAUUCAGAAUGACUGCCAGGGUUGGGAAAACUAAGAUAUGAGACUACUUUAAACAUCUAAACUGGAACAACCAUUUCAGUAUCAGGUGCAAUAAGUCCAAGUAACAGAUUGGAAUAGUUUAGAAAAAUGUAUGUUAUUUAUAUUUGAGUAGCAUAAGAUUAAAGGUAGUUGCCACAACGACGUUGCCACAAGCAGCACAGCAGAUAUUGAGAUGAGCGAGAUGCAAUACUUCGCUCUCACACAGUCACACACAGUAUCUUCGCUUCACGCUCUUACGACCAAAACAGCAGAUAUAUUGAGCCUCGCGCUUCACGCUCUUAGUUGUUGCGGAAAUUGACCCACUAUGCUGUUUACUUUCUGCAUCUACGUCAUAUCGCUGAGUCUACCUUUUAAUGAAUCAAUCAAUGUACAUGCAAAAACAUAGAUAUUGAAACAAACAAUUCUAAAAAUCAACCUGCAAUAGAGCAUGCUGGGAAAUAUGAUAAUAAAGGGUGUGGUUUUGGUUCAACUCUGGUUAUUAACACCAACACUGGGGUUAUUUUACACCACUGAGUGUUAAUUUAACUCUUGACAUUGUUAAUUUAACUCUUUAAUCAACACUAGUUAACACUGGCCAAUUUGCUGUGUGCUAUGAAAGGGACAUAUCUUUUUUAGAACCUUUUAGAAUUCUGAAGAACCGUAGAUGCCACGUCAAGAACCCCACACUUAACUCAAAGGUUCUUUAUCGGUCAAGAGUUCUCCAAGGAACCUUAAGAACUGAGGAAGAACAAUUUAAGAACCUUUAUUUUCUUCACACCUCUGGUACGGUUAGCCACUUAGGGAUUAGCACCUAGUGUGGCCUUGGCCAUUGUGGCAUAAUUUAUUGAUGGAAGUCUAUUUACAGCAUAAAUCCAUGAUAAGGACCUGCUCGCUCCAUAAAAUGCAUCACUUUCACAUCGAAUUUGUAUCCAUCCCUGGAUAAAUAUUAUAUACGUGUAUCUCACACAACUGGGCCUCUCUUGGAUAAAUAUUAGAGUACUGUCCUUCUACAGUAGUCUAACAGUAACAUGCCACACUUUACUCUAAUGCACAUCUUAAAGAGGUAUUGAAGAGCCUUACCCAAUCAGGGCCCAUAUUCAUCAAGCGUCUCAGAGUAGCUGUGCUGAUCUAUAAUCAGUUUAGCCUUUUAGAUCAUAAUGAAUAAGAGAUGGACAAGAGAUGGGAGGAUCUGAUCCUAGAUCAUCAUUCCUACUCUGCGAUGCUUUGUGAAUAUGGGCCCUGAGAUGAUGAUGCAGUAAUGUACCCACAGUAACCGCAGACCAGCAGUAUAAUUCAUCAUCGUUAGAGUGUAUUAGUACUUAGUAUUAGUAUUUAGUAUCUGGUGUAACCCUGUUAGAGCAACACGGUGAAGGAGCUGGAGCGUUGGAGGAAUACAGUGGGACAGUUGACAUGUGGUUCCUGGCAGGGCUCUACUCCUUUCAUAAUUACAGCUUGUGCUUUGAAGGCAGAAGAGAGGAACUAAAAUAGGAAUAAUAUCUGCCCACUCACCAUGCGGCGACGACCACACACAAGCUAAGCUUCCUGUGCGUCUUCGCGGCUCACCGUCUUUGUCGUCCCUCCAAUGAGAGGAUGAGUAAUUAUACGCUAUAAGUAGACAGGGAAUAUGAUGCUGAAUGGAAGCAGGGAGAAAGGGUUUAACCAAGCUGUUUAUAGUUUGUUUGAGGUGUUAUUGUAGAUGGGGCUUUCUGAUGGCCCUAUUGGUCCAGCUUAAUGUUUGAUUAUCAGCCACUAAAUCCCACAAUUGGGACUAUUGGUCUCGGCCCACCUCAAGUCAGCAUAAAUCUACCCUCAUUUCCAUUCUCCUUCUGUCUGUUUCUUUCUCCAUUUCUUUCUCUAACAAAAUGUCUGGCUAUCUUUUUGCUGCUACGUCUCCCAGUCUGUCCUACUCUCAUCUUCUCAUGGAUCUUCCCCACUAAUCUCUCCUUAUCGCUUCUCUUUUUCCCUCUUGCUUCCCCAUCACACCCACACAUUCACCACCAACCUCAUCUCUCCUUCUUUCUGACUGUCUCCCACACCCACUCACACACGUCUCCACAUACAUGGGCUAAUGCACAUGAGUGAUAUACUGUAUGAAGAAGAAAUAAUGCUGCCUCAAACUCAAUUAUUGAUAGUACUCUGGCCUUGAAAGAUCUACUUGUGAGGCAUGUUGGCAUGUUUGAGUUACAAUUUCUCUCUCUAUCUCUUCCCUCACCCCCCCCCCCCCCCCCCCCCCCCCUCUCUCUCUCCUCUCUCACCCCCUUCACUGUUCUUACUAUCUCAUCCCUCCUCUCUCCUUCUCUCUCUUAGAGGAUCCUGAUGGCCAGAUGAGUGCAGAGGAGGAGGAGGCGAGGCGCAUUGCAGAGAUGGGAAAGCCCGUCUUGGGGGAGCACAGCCGGCUGGAGGUGGUCAUUGAGGAGUCUUAUGAGUUCAAGGUAUAUAGCCCCUCUUCUCCCCUGCUUCACUCUAUUGGCCACAUCAGCGCUCAGUAUAUGUAUCAAGCAUCUCAGAGUAGGCAUGCUGAUCUAGGUCAGUUCCAUCAUGUCCAUAUCAUCUUAUUCAUUGUUAUCUACUAGGCAAAACUGAUCGAAGAUCACAUACAGCCCCAGAGCCACAUAGUGGUUUAACACCAAACCUUCUGAGGACAGACACUGAGCACAGUUGAGGGUUCCACUUCAAAAAAUCAAAUUCCUGUCAAUCGUAGCUAUAUUAGCAUUUUCAUGCUUCAUAUCCAGAUAAUCUAUAAGUAACAUCAUUGAGUAACACAAUCAAUUUUUAGAUACUUUAGGAUGAUUUGGGCAUGAAGCAUGAAAAUGCUAAAAUAGGUACCAUCGACUUGCAUUGGAUUUUUUGAAGUGGAACGACCCUCCACUGUGCUCAGUGUCUGUCCUCAGAAGGGUUGGUGUUUAAGCUAAUUGAUUAAUCAAUCUUUUCAUCAAGUGAACCAACGGUUGUGACGGACGACAGCUAGCUCAUUGAAGUCCUAUAUCAACAUGCCUAGGGAUUUAAUCCAAUCAGGCCGUGUGCCUCUUCUUGACUUGAUUCAGGCACACGGCCUGAUUGGAUUAAUUUAUUAUUUAUAAUAAGAUUGCGCUUGUCAUUCUUGAUUUGUAGUAGCACAAAACAAACACAACAGGUAAUUGAACUCUCAAGUAAUUUCAAUGACUGGCACUUGGCUUUAUGAAAUCCUAGAUCAAUGUCACAUAAUUGAAUAGCAUUGUUAGCUCUAUGGAUGGGUGGACGGUAUACGCAAAAAAACACAAAGAAAGACCAGUGAGAAAUGUUUACACAGGUGAUGAAGUUUCCACAUUUAGAAAACAAGAAGUAAACACUACUACAGCUGAGCAUCACAUACUGUAUGCCCGGGCAGCUCCUAUAUCAUGGCAGUCAUAGAGUAUGUUUACAUCUGUGGAGGCUGGUUGGAGGAGCUAUAGGAGAACGGGCUCAUUGUAAUGGCUGGAAUGGAAUAUAAUUAUAUCAUACAGAUCAAACAUAUGGAAACCACGUUUGAUUGUGUUCCAUUGAUUCCAUUCCAGCCAUUACAAUGAGCCCGUCCUCCUAUAGCUCCUCCCACCAGCAUCCACUGGUUUAUAUGCACACUAAUAAUUCGAUAUUAAACUGAUUAUGGCAGUAGGCCGACAAUGGCAAUAGUCAUGUAAACACUUUACUCUGCUUAUCUUAAUCGGCAUAAGGUUUAAUCGAAGUCAACAUACGCCGAUUAAAACACCUGUUUUUCUGAGCAAUCUUUUAGGACAUGCAAGCUUAAUCAUUGUUCGAGCGGGGCAUUUGAUCUACGCAUGUGCCAGCACUGGUAGCGCAAGCCUCCCUUUUAUGCGCAAGUGAAGUGAGUUCGGAAAAACUGAAAGUAUGCAUCUUAGAAAUAGUUUUCACAUACAAACUUUAUAUGUCCGAACUCAGAAUCAAAUAGGCUUCCCAAAAAUAACCUGGCUUCUGUGGUAGAACGUUUAUUUUAAUUGGAAAAUGUCAGGUAGCCUGAUUUCAGAUGUGUCCAUGUAAACAGGAUUAUUCAGAAAAUCAUUCUUCUUGCAAAGCAUGUAAACGUUUUAAACAAACUAUUAUAUUAGUCUGACUAUCCACAAUAAUCGUAUUAUUGUGUGCUUGUAACCAUACUCAUCAUUGAAUAGAACAGUAUGUCCCAGUUUUCUAAAGGCUGAUGUCCAUUGCCUAUAGUCUCCAGUCUUGCCCACAGCGGUGAGACCUUUCUAUCCAAUAAUAAUGAAACCUCCUAUCCAGUUGGGUUUGGCUAGGGUGCUUCAUAGAAUGGUUUUAUUGGUUUGAUUGAGUAGGAGGAAGUUACAGUUUGGUGAAGUCGUACUUGAGUGCUGGAUAUGAUGCUUUCCUUUACUGUCUGAGUGGAUCCCAGGACUCAGCAUGUGGUUUGCUGUGCUUGCUUGGGAGGAGUGUCCUUAUAAACAGAUGUGCCACUGUGUGUGUGUGUGUGUGUGUGUGUGUGUGUGUGUGUGUGUGUGUGUGUGUGUGUGUGUGUGUGUGUGUGUGUGUGUGUGUGUGUGUGUGUGUGUGUGUGUGUGUGUGUGUGCGUGUUUGCGCGAGCACGUGUGUGUGUGUGUGUGAGUGGUUGUGGUGAAACCAAAUACUGCUAUUGUGAAUUCAUAUUACCCCAGAAAUGGACCCCAACAGGUAAUGGGGAUCCUAAUAAAAUACCAAAUAUCAAAUAUUACUGCACUUCUCAUGGUAAUGAUGCCACUGUCUAAUUCUUCUAGGCAUUCUUUUUAGAGUUAGAGUUCCGGUCACACAAAUGAGUUUGCCUUCUUCUCUAUAAUUGGACGUUGACUAUGCCCUCUUUGUUUGUGAUUGGCAGAGCACCGUUGACAAGCUCAUUAAGAAGACCAACUUGGCCCUUGUGAUUGGCACUCACUCCUGGAGAGAGCAGUUUGUGGAAGCUGUGACUGUCAGCGCAGGUCAGCUUUUGGUAUUUGUGCAUGUGUGUAUUUGUGUGUGUGUGUCUGUGUGUGUGUGUGUGUGGUGUGUUUGUGUGCGUGUGUGUGAUUUCUAUUGAGUGAGAGAAAGAUGCAAUAAGGUGAGGCUCACUGUUUACAUUGUAUUAUACACAUACACUGACUAGAGCCAUAAUGAAGGACUUUACAGUUGCUUUAUGAAUGUAAUUACUCCAUCAUGCUUUGAAUAGUGGUCUGAGGGCUUUUUGUCCAGAGCCAUAAUUACAUAAAAUAUUUUGAGUCCUUUAUUGUUAUUCCAAAGAACGGCCCAAGUGUUUCAUUUAG